GCUGCAAUCGGUGCGGACCGGACCACUUCUUUUGGGACGUUGCGCGUGGAGGAGACUGGACCUCGGUGCGGUGGUCCUGCGGUGGUUGUGCGGGGGUCUUGCGGUGGUCCUGCGGUGGUCCUGGUGUCCCGGUGAAGGCGUCCCGGUGCUGAAGGAAAACUGGGAAAAUAUCGGGGACUUUUCACAGCUUUGACAGAGAGGAAACACCUACUUUUUUCAGCAUAAUAAACCAAGAGGAAAGUCCAGACAGCUCUCUCCACGCUGUGCGGGGAUCUUAUGGGAAUACUGGAGUGAUUUUUCCUCUGCCCCCCCCCCCUCCCUCGUCCCUCCCUCCCGUUAUCUUCCCACGUAGAGCAGGAGCUGAUCCGGGGCCAGCGGGCAGCUCGAUGCGGCUUUCUGGUGACCCUGCGCCGGCCACCAUGAGCAGCGGCGGCGGGUCCGGUAACUUCCUGCUGGUGCCCAUCCCGGAGUACCCGCUGCUGGACUGCGUGCCCAACAAGACGGUGAAGAUCGUGGUGCUCGGGGCCAGCAACGUCGGGAAAACCGCUCUGAUUGUCAGGUUUCUGACCAAGAGGUUCAUCGGCGACUACGAGGCAAACACCGGAGCGCUCUACUCCAGAAAGGUCGCGCUGGAAGGGGAGGAAGUGUCGCUUCAGAUCCAGGAUACUCCCUGCGUGGCUCUCCAGGACGACGCCGAGGGCCUGCACUGCCAGGAGCAGAUCAACAGGUCGAUCUACUGGGCCGACGGCUACGUGCUGGUUUACUCCAUCACCGACCUGCACAGCUACCGCACCAUCCAGCCGCUGUACCAGCACGUCAGGCGCAUCCACCCCUCCGGGAACAUCCCCGUCAUCCUGGUGAACCCGCGUGGGAAACAAGAGCGACCUGCUGAGGGCCCGGCAGGUGCCGGCGGAGGAGGGCGAGGCGCUCGCGGCUACGCUAGGAGGAUCUUACUUCGAGGCCUCGGCCAGAGAGAACCACGAGGGAGUCCACGCCACCUUCCUCCACCUCUGUCAGGAGGUGGUCCGGGCGCUGGGGGGGGGCAACGGUGAGAAGCGCAGAGGAGGCCUCCACCUGGCCCGACCCAAGUCCCCCAACAUGCAGGAGCUGAAGAGGAGGUUCAGACAGGUCCUCUCCUCCAAGGUCAAGUCGUCCACCGCCCUCUGACCCUGUGACGGCCACCGAGGACUUCGAGGCCCGAGAGCAGUCCGGAGGCGUCCUCAGGAGACAGGGACAGAGGACAGAGACAAUCUGAGCCGUCCUCUGGGGUCCACGUGACCCCUGGGGUCCACGUGACCUCUGGGGAACGGAUCACCAGUCCAGGGAGCGCUCGGCGACCCGACGUCGCUCUGCACGGAUUGAGGAUGAAAAGCUGACCCAAGAAGCAUCAAACGUGGUUUGAGUUUCUUCUCCGUGGAAACGACGCGGACACAAAGUCUCCUCUUUGCUGAAGAAAGAAGUCUGAACCCAAACAGGAAACGACCCUGAAGGCUUUUCCAACCAGACGCUGAGAUUACAUCCAAAUAUGGAUCAUUUUUAUCACGUUUUUAAUUAGAAAAUACACAAUUACUUUUAAAAUAAAAAUACAAAUGAUCUUGAUUAUAUAAUUGUGAUGAUUAUUGAAUGUAUUAUGCUUUUUGGAAAAAUACAUUUUGUUACUAAAUGAUG
Molecule: messenger RNA, 1668 nt
Organism: Pungitius pungitius (ninespine stickleback)
Lineage: Eukaryota; Metazoa; Chordata; Actinopteri; Perciformes; Gasterosteidae
Gene: rasl11a
Product: RAS-like, family 11, member A
Exons: 8
Coding region: 387-1052 (221 amino acids)
Molecular function (GO): GTP binding; GTPase activity
Source: RefSeq, a predicted model, not a curated record